Molecule: messenger RNA, 810 nt
Organism: Cynara cardunculus var. scolymus (artichoke)
Lineage: Eukaryota; Viridiplantae; Streptophyta; Magnoliopsida; Asterales; Asteraceae
Exons: 2
Coding region: 37-612 (191 amino acids)
Source: RefSeq, a predicted model, not a curated record
AAGGUGGUGUCCAAUUGAUUUGGAAGCACAUCUUCUAUGAUCUUCACAAAUUAUUAUCUCUCUAAAGGUCGAUUUCUAGUUGUUCGAUUCUUCACUCUAGGUUCUUCACUCCAGAUCAAUAGGCAUGUUGAAUCCUUGAGGACUACAAGUCUUCCAUAUCCCGACUUGUGUGCACGACUAUUUGAGGGUGGUAUGUCCAUGGGUAUUGGAGUCCAUGGACCGUCAUUAAAAUACCCUUUGCCAACCACCGAGCCUUUUGUGGUCACUGAGGAAGAGACUAAUGUAUCAAGUGAUCAAGUUCCCUGUCUUCAACACCUUGUUCAUCCCGUGCUCCGGUUGAAAAACAAAAGGGUAAAAAAACUUCAAAGCACGUUGGAGCUUGACGAAAAGUUUAUAAAGUUUUUAGAUUCAAUGGCGUCGAAAUAUGGGAACCCCGAGCUAGUUAGUUAUGACACAUGCUUAAAAAUAUUGAACGAUCUUGGGUGGAAAAAAGAUGAUCCCUUGUACCAUAUUUUCUUUUCACUUCUCACGGACAACCGUAAUAAAAAACCUUGGAUGACAAUACCGUCCGAAAUUGCCAAAGAAUGGGUGAGAACAGUUGGGGAGAAAUAAGUAUAUCAAUAAAGAUUGGUGACACGCUUUUAAAAUGUUUUUGGUGUUUAAUGACUUGUGAAGUAGACUUUUGUGUUAGUAACUUGUGAUGUUUUUGGAUAACAAUUUGGUGCCACAUUUUUUUUGAACAUAUGAUGUUUUUGUGACAAUUUAUGAUAUGUAUGUGGCUUUGGAUUUAUGAUAAACAUUGGUUGUGGA